AUGGAGGGGCUUCGUUUUGAACUGUGUUCCCUGCACAAGAGCCUGGAGCAGGAGAAAAGAGAUCUGGAAGAUCCUGAGCGCCCCAGACAGAGGAAAAGGAGGAAACCUCGUGUCCUCUUUUCUCAAGCCCAAGUCUACGAACUGGAGCGAAGGUUCAAGCAGCAGAAAUACCUCUCAGCUCCCGAGAGAGACCAUCUAGCGAACGUCCUAAAGCUCACCUCCACCCAGGUGAAAAUCUGGUUCCAGAACCGAAGGUAUAAAUGCAAAAGGCAGAGACAGGAUCAGACCCUGGAAAUGGUGGGCAUCCCUCCCCCCCGGAGGAUAGCGGUGCCGGUGCUGGUGCGCGAUGGGAAGCCCUGCCUGGGGGAGUCUUCUCCCUACAGCUCGCCGUACAAUGUCAGCAUUAACCCCUAUAGCUACAACGCCUACCCCGCGUACACUAACUACAACAGCCCCGCCUGCAACGCCAACUACAACUGCAACUACCCCUCCAUGCAGACCAUGCAGCCCUCGGCGGCCGGCAACAACUUCAUGAACUUCAGCGUAGGGGACUUGAACUCGGUGCAGACGCCCAUCCCGCAGGGGAACGCGGGGAUCUCCACGUUGCACGGGAUCCGAGCCUGGUAG
Messenger RNA from Chaetura pelagica (chimney swift), 627 nucleotides. RefSeq names its product homeobox protein Nkx-2.5. Gene Ontology annotation, cellular component: nucleus. Gene Ontology annotation, molecular function: DNA-binding transcription factor activity, RNA polymerase II-specific; RNA polymerase II cis-regulatory region sequence-specific DNA binding. Lineage: Eukaryota; Metazoa; Chordata; Aves; Apodiformes; Apodidae. Gene Ontology annotation, biological process: cell differentiation; regulation of transcription by RNA polymerase II. The transcript has 3 exons. The record is from RefSeq and is a predicted model, not a curated record. Bases 1 to 627 code for a protein of 208 amino acids.